AUGCAGCGCAAACUCAAAGACUAUACAGCGUCCAACAACCUUAAGUCAGCCACUAACUAUACAACAACCAACGUUUCCGAACCUGUGCGUCUACGCAUUGGAAAAGAAGGAGUUACAGCAGACGCACCACAAACAAUUCCACAGCUUUUCAGCGAGUGCUGCCAGCGCUUUUCACAGUUGCCAGCGCUGGUCUAUGAAAACCAACAGCAUGCCACCAGCAAUACUAGCACCAACAGCACCUGGACGACAGUCACAUACGCUGACUACGAACUCAAUGUUGAAAAAGCUGCGCUCGCGUUAAUCCAUGUUGGCCUCACUCCAAACACAAGCGUGUGUGUGCUGGCCGAAAAUUGUCCCGAAUGGUAUUAUGUGCAAUUGGGAGCAUUGCGUGCUGGUGGCGUGGUCUCAGGUAUCUAUUUGACUAGUUCGCCAGAGGCAGUACAGCAUGCGCUAGAAACCUCACUGGCCACAAUAUGUGUGAUGCAGGAUGCGAUUCAGUUGGCCAAGGUGUUGGAAGUGAGAACGAAGCUGCCAAGAUUGAAGGCAGUUAUACAGCUGUAUGGGUUGUGCGCAGCUGAUUUGACGCAAGAAGCGGGCUACUAUUGCUGGUCGGAUUUGAUGGCGUUGCCGUUUGGUUUGCACUGCCAGCAAGCGUUGAUACGUCAAGAGCGAGAAGUGGCGGCAAAUCAGUGUGCGCUGCUUAUUUUUACGUCCGGCACAACUGGCUUUCCCAAGGCCAUUAUGCUCUCUCACGAUUCUAUCGUCGUAAAUAUCAAAUAUUGUCUGGUCACGCUAGCACAACCGUUGGAUUGUGCCGGCGUUACGCUUUCUUAUUUGCCACUAAAUCACAUUGCUGCGCAACUCUUUGAAGUUUUGAUGCCGCUACUAAAUGGAGAUUGUGUCUACUUUGCGGGUUCGGGUGCGCUUAAAGGAUCACUCACGAAAACUUUACGUAUCGCGCGGCCUACAAGAAUUUUUGGCGUACCUAGAGUAUAUGAAAAAUUACAACAACAGCUCAAGGAAGCCGAAGAAAACUCGUCCUUUUGGUGGCGUUUUGUUACAGCUUGGGCGAAGAGACAAUUACUGAAUUGCUAUAGGAAAAACGCGGAAGGAAUAAAACCAAAGCCUACAAUCGCUUAUAUGCUGGCUUCACUGCUCAUGCAGCCAUUUAAAGCUCAACUGGGCCUCGAACGUUGUGAUCAUUUCUGGGUUGGAGGCGCACCACUCUCAACGGAAACUAAAAAGUUCUUCCUAAGCAUGAACAUACCAAUUGCCGAUAUGUUGGGUGCAUCCGAAGCUGGUGGCGCUAUAACAUUGACCCGUGGUUAUUGUCAUUUGAAUAGCUGUGGCAGAGCAAUGCAUGGCAUGCAAAUAAAAAUCGAUAAGCCAAAUAAGGAGGGCGAAGGCGAGAUCUGCUUACAUAGCCGAUGCCACAUGAUGGGCUACCUCAAUGAGCCGCAGAAGACUAGCGAGACCAUAGACGCAGAGGGUUGGUUGCGUACUGGCGAUGUCGGACGUCUAUGCAGUGAUGGCUGCCUCAUUAUUACCGGACGCAUAAAAGAGAUAAUUAUUACAGCAGGUGGCGUGAAUAUACCGCCGAUUUUUAUAGAAAAUCUCAUCAAAGCUGAGUUGCCUUGCAUAAGCAAUGCUUUGGUGGUGGGGGAUAAGCGGAAAUAUUUAACUGUGCUUCUCACGCUGAAGACCAAUAUUGACGGCGAAACGGGUCUACCAACUGACACACUGCAUCCGGACGCUAUCGCUUGGUUACACAAGCUGGGUUUGAGUUAUGCUUGUUUAUCGGCAGUGCUGAGAGUACCAGCUUUUGAAGAAAAUUAUGAUUACAAAGGUGCGAUUCCGAAGCCAGCACAGCGGAUUGUUGAAGCUAUUGAAAGCGGCCUUGCAAGAGCCAACAAAAAUGCGAUUUCGCAUGCGCAGAGAGUGCAGAAAUUCGCACUGCUGCCACAUGACUUUACAUUGCGUACUGGCGAAUUGGGUCCUACACUCAAGUCUAGACGAAGAUUUAUUUGUCAAAAAUAUGCCAACACCAUAGAGCGUUUGUACGGCGAAGAUACUUAG
This is a messenger RNA of Rhagoletis pomonella (apple maggot), 2076 nucleotides long. RefSeq names its product long-chain-fatty-acid--CoA ligase heimdall-like. The transcript is spliced from 6 exons. Gene Ontology annotation, cellular component: endoplasmic reticulum; membrane. Bases 1 to 2076 code for a protein of 691 amino acids. The record is from RefSeq and is a predicted model, not a curated record. Gene Ontology annotation, molecular function: long-chain fatty acid-CoA ligase activity. Lineage: Eukaryota; Metazoa; Arthropoda; Insecta; Diptera; Tephritidae.